This is a messenger RNA of Silurus meridionalis, 1995 nucleotides long. It is a transcript of the gene kcnab2a, whose product is annotated as potassium voltage-gated channel subfamily A regulatory beta subunit 2a. Gene Ontology annotation, biological process: potassium ion transport; transmembrane transport; regulation of potassium ion transmembrane transport. NCBI's taxonomy places the organism in Eukaryota, Metazoa, Chordata, Actinopteri, Siluriformes, Siluridae. Bases 396 to 1499 code for a protein of 367 amino acids. The transcript has 17 exons. Gene Ontology annotation, molecular function: voltage-gated potassium channel activity; potassium channel regulator activity; transmembrane transporter binding. The record is from RefSeq and is a predicted model, not a curated record. Gene Ontology annotation, cellular component: voltage-gated potassium channel complex; membrane; cytoplasm.
AGCCAGCCAAUCAGAUGGCCCCGGCAUAAAAUCAGCGCGUGCUCUUGCAGUCGCGCGCGGGGAGAAAAGCGUUUGAUGUCUGACGGUUUAAAUUCGGACGGUUGGGUCCGUUUAAUUCUUUUUUUUCUUUUCCUGUCAGUCAGCGGCUUCUGAGGAGAGCAGCACGGCUAGGCACGGCGAGACCAAGCCCACUCCCCGCCGCUGUCUCGUUCUGCCCUGCCGCCUCUCCUCCCUUUCUCCGGCGGAAAUCUGGCUGCACCUGGACUGCUCUCCUCCAUCGUCAGACAUCGACAGAGGACAGAGAGGCCCAGUGAGGUGAGAGACAGCACUCCUGCUGGUUUAGAGAGAAAGCAACCCUUUGGCAGGCUGGCACAACUCCCCGCCCUCCCGCCUCCAUGUAUCCCGAAUCUACCACAGACUCUCCCGCUCGCCUUUCACUACGACAGACCGGCUCUCCGGGCAUGAUCUACAGCGCACGCUAUGGGAGCCCCAAGAGACAGCUGCAGUUCUACAGAAACCUGGGGAAGUCUGGUUUGAGGGUGUCAUGUCUUGGGUUAGGAACAUGGGUGACCUUCGGUGGUCAGAUCACAGAUGAGAUGGCCGAGCAGCUGAUGACUCUGGCUUAUGAGAACGGGAUCAAUCUGUUCGAUACGGCUGAGGUCUACGCUGCAGGAAAGGCUGAGGUGGUGCUGGGUAACAUAAUAAAGAAGAAAGGAUGGAGGCGCUCCAGUUUAGUGAUCACCACGAAAAUAUUUUGGGGCGGAAAGGCAGAGACUGAAAGAGGACUUUCCAGGAAGCACAUAAUAGAAGGUUUAAAAGCUUCACUGGAGAGAUUGCAGUUAGACUACGUGGACGUGGUGUUCGCAAACAGACCUGACCCCAACACACCCAUGGAAGAGACGGUGCGAGCGAUGACCCACGUGAUCAACCAAGGAAUGGCGAUGUACUGGGGCACAUCCCGCUGGAGUCCCAUGGAGAUCAUGGAAGCGUACUCGGUGGCGCGCCAGUUUAACCAGAUCCCCCCCAUCUGCGAGCAGGCCGAGUAUCACAUGUUCCAGAGAGAGAAGGUCGAAGUGCAGCUGCCAGAGCUCUUUCAUAAGAUCGGUGUAGGGGCAAUGACAUGGUCCCCACUGGCCUGUGGGAUCAUCUCAGGGAAAUACGACAGCGGCGUUCCUCCGUACUCUCGCGCCUCUCUCAAGGGCUACCAGUGGUUGAAGGACAAGAUCUUGAGCGAGGAGGGCCGGCGUCAGCAGACGAAGCUGAAAGAGCUGCAGGCCAUCGCCGAGCGGCUGGGGUGCACGCUGCCACAGCUCGCCAUCGCGUGGUGCCUAAGGAAUGAAGGAGUCAGCUCUGUGCUUUUAGGAGCCUCCAACACGGAACAGCUCAUGGAGAAUAUAGGAGCGAUACAGGUCCUUCCGAAGUUGUCGUCCUCCAUCGUGCACGAGGUGGACAGCAUCCUGGGGAACAAGCCCUACAGUAAAAAGGACUACCGCUCGUAGUGCGCGUGCGUGAUCACGUGCGUGCGUGCGUGUGUGUGUGUGUGUGUGUGUGAGUGCGGAGCCCAGGGGCCGCCCUGCACCGAGCCCUUUGCCUGUUCCUCCGUUUGUCAGCUUGAGCUUUUACCGAAUGAUUAAGCAGCGCAUGAGACCGACAGGUUACACACUCCGACCCUGCAAGAGAAGCCUCGUAGACAAGUACAAACUUCACACCUGGGGUUUAAAAUGAUUUGGGGUUUUUUUUAUUUUUUAUUUUAAGAUAUUUUGAGAAAAGAGAAGGUACCAUUUUAUUACAAUUUAACAGAAAGACGAAGUUAGGAAGAAAAAAAAAUAAAGAAUGGUAAGAAAGGGGACAAAAGAAAUGGCACCCGCUCGCUUGGCUGUAGGGAAUAUUUGUUGGUUUUUUUUUGGAUUUGUUUUUUUUUUUUUUUUUUAUACUUCAAUGCAUAUUUGACCAAAAAAGUGUGUGUGUAAAAAAUAAAUACAGCUCUUAAGUUCA